CGAGGGGCCGGGCCGUGCGGAGGGGAGCGGCGCGGCGGGUCCCGCCCGAGCAGCCUCCUAGGGCCGAGACCCGGAGCCGGCGCGGGACCAGCGUGUCCGGGUGGGCGUGCGGGCGGUCGCCCGAGGCUGCCGGCCCGGGGCUCCUCCCCCCACCUCCAGCGUCCUUGCCGGGCUCGGGGAGGAAACGCCUUGCGAUACCGGGGAGUUUUCUAGGACAGAUCAGACCUUUUGUGACAAUGCCUGAAAUAAAUUUUGAUAAGUUGGAUAAGGAGCAAGUUCAACUGCUCUCAGAGAUGUGCAUUCUUAUUGAUGAAAAUGACAAUAAAAUUGGAGCUGACACCAAGAAGAAUUGUCACCUGAAUGAAAAUAUAGAUAAAGGAUUAUUGCAUCGAGCUUUUAGUGUCUUCUUGUUUAACGAUGAAAAUAAGCUGCUGCUACAACAGAGAUCAGAUGCUAAAAUUACCUUUCCAGGUUGCUUUACCAAUUCCUGUUGUAGUCACCCACUUAGUAAUCCAGGAGAGCUAGAAGAAAAUGAUGCAAUUGGAGUAAGAAGAGCCGCUCAGAGGCGUUUGAAGGCCGAAUUAGGAAUUCCAAUGGAAGAGGUUCUUCCAGAAGAAUUUACUUAUCUAACACGAAUGUAUUACAAGGCCCAGUCUGAUGGUAUUUGGGGAGAACAUGAAAUUGAUUACAUUUUGUUUUUGAAGAAGAAUGUGACUUUGAAUCCAGACCCCAAUGAAAUUAAAAGCUACAGUUAUGUGUCAAAGGAAGAACUGAAAGAACUUCUGAAAAAGGCAGCCAAUGGUGAAGUUAAGUUAACUCCUUGGUUUAAGAUUAUUUCAGAAGCUUUUCUCUUUAAGUGGUGGGAUAAUUUAAAUCAUUUGAGUCAGUUUAUUGACCAUGACAAAAUACAUAGAAUGUAAAUAGGGAAGUGAGUGAUUAGUAAAAUGCUGAAAUUUUUAAGCAAUUUGGUUUCUAAUUCACAGAUAUCUUAUUUGAAAAUUUGAUACUUUGCAACCAGAGAUUGUGGGGGAAAGACAAAUUUAUUUCACACACUCAUUUAUGUGCUAUCUGUAAAAGCCACAUACCAGAAAUAGUUGGGAAAAAGAGAGAAGGCAAAUGAACUAAGCAUAUGAUCAUAACAGAUUUGAGCAGAGUAUGUGAAGCUCCUUGUUUUGUUAAGAUAAAGGGGAUUUUUUGGGGGGCUUUGUUUUUUGUUUUGGGGAUAAACAUUUUUAGAACACAGAACUUUGCCAUCUGCCAGCUGGUUUACAUAUCAUUAAAAUUUUAUCUAAGUAUUGUUCAAGGGAAAAUAAUGCUCUCUAUACCAAUUCUGCCAUUGUAGUUUGUGUGUUUAAUCAGUUUUAUAUUUAAAGUCAAACAUUACUUUUGGUUAUGGUAUUGGUUAGGCUUGGUCUUUUGUUUUGUUUUGGGGCCAUACCUGGUGAUGCUCAGGGCUUACUCCUGGCUCUGCGCUGAGGGAUCACUCCUGGUGGGCUUGGGGAACCACAUGGGGUGGGUUCCAGGAAUCCAGACACCCUCCCACUGUACUAUCUCUCUGCCCCUACAUUGAUCUUUUAAAUUGUCUUUGUCCAUGAAAGUGGCUUUAGAGUCACUGUGCAUUUACAGCUUUUGUCAGUCUCUGAAACAGAUUCUUAACCUAAGCACCAUUGACAUUUGGGCUGGAUAUUUCUUUGUUGUGGGGGUUCAUCCUGUGCAUUGUAGGAUGUUUAACAUCCCUGGCACUACCCGUUGGAUACCGGUAGCACCUCUUCAUGAAGUCGUUUGUCACCAGGUGCCUCUCCUCGGGACAGAAUCAUUGUUCUCUGAAGGCCAUAUUGUAGAAGAAGGAAUAGGAUUUGUGUUUAGUAAUUUUGGAUUAUGGGACAUUUAUUCAUAUUGAAACUGUGAAUCAUGCACUUUUAAAAACUCUUGACAUAGGGGCUGGAGUGAUAGCACAGCGGGUAGGACGUUUGCCUUGCACGCAGCCGACCCAGGUUCGAUUCCCAGCAUCUCAUAUGGUCCCCUGAGCACUGCCAGGGGUAAUUCCUGAGUGCAGAGCCAGGAGUAACCCCAUGUACAUCUCCGGGUGUGACCCAAAAAGAAAAAAAAAAAAAAGAAACUCUUGACAUAGAUUUCUUAGAUUUGAAGUGUUAAGUGAUUUUACUACCUUUGACUUACAAAGCUCUAAAUGAUCCUAAAUUUAAGAGAAAAAUUCAUUUCUUAUUAAUCAUGAACUUUAUAAUUUUAAGACUGUACACCAAAUAUUUAUUGGAAAACAAUAAAAUAUUUUAUCACACUUUAAUGCUGUUGUCUACUAAAAAAAAUGGGGUGUGUGUAGCAAGUCUGUGCUCAGCUAUAACUACGGGGCAUCAAACCACUGUCGGUGAUUUUUGGGUUUUUGAGCCACACCUAACAAGUACUCAGGACUUACUCCUGGCCCUGUGUUCAGUAACCAUCUGGUAUCCCAAGGUUGAAACCCUGGUCAGCCCCGGGCAGGAAAAGCAUCCUACACACUGUACUAUCACUCUGAUCCUUAAAAUGUGUUCUAAAAAUUCUGUACCCAUUUGGAGCCGAAGCAGUAGAGCAGCAGACCCAGGUUUGAUUCGCACCGGGCACAGUGGUCUGCCAGUCUCCACCAGGAGAUGGCCCUGAGCAUAGAGCAAGAAAGAAGUAAACCUUGAGCACUGCCAGAUGUGCCCCCGCCAAAGAACAUUCUGUACACAUUUAAAUACCCUAACUAGGAGCUUUUUACUUCUCACUUCGGAAUUAGUAUUAAUCACAUGCUUUAAACUUCCAGAUUCAAAGCUGUGCGAUUCUCCUCACUCUGACAUUUUGUCUGAACUGAAUGUCCCACGCUCACCCAAAACAAGAGUGGUGGCAUGCUUCCCGUCGCCAGGCCUGACCUCUGUUAGGCCAGUUCCUCUCAUAGCUGGGAAGGCAAAGCAAGCACAGGACCACGUGACUCUUCCUCUCUGCUCCUCUCC
Molecule: messenger RNA, 2984 nt
Organism: Sorex araneus (European shrew)
Lineage: Eukaryota; Metazoa; Chordata; Mammalia; Eulipotyphla; Soricidae
Gene: IDI1
Product: isopentenyl-diphosphate delta isomerase 1
Exons: 5
Coding region: 237-920 (227 amino acids)
Biological process (GO): isopentenyl diphosphate biosynthetic process; isoprenoid biosynthetic process
Cellular component (GO): cytoplasm
Molecular function (GO): isopentenyl-diphosphate delta-isomerase activity
Source: RefSeq, a predicted model, not a curated record